This is a messenger RNA of Pseudocercospora fijiensis CIRAD86, 1026 nucleotides long. RefSeq lists its product as uncharacterized. Bases 1 to 1026 code for a protein of 341 amino acids. The record is from RefSeq and is a predicted model, not a curated record. Gene Ontology annotation, cellular component: endoplasmic reticulum. Lineage: Eukaryota; Fungi; Ascomycota; Dothideomycetes; Mycosphaerellales; Mycosphaerellaceae. The transcript has 2 exons. Gene Ontology annotation, biological process: transmembrane transport.
AUGUCGAAUAGUGGUCCUGAGGCCGAAGUAUGGUAUGGAAUUCCUGAAUUCAACCUCCUGGCCCUGAACAUUACUGUUCCUGGAGCAUCGCCGUUGUAUCCAGAUGUUCACUGCACAGCGAACGGCGAUGUAUGCCAAUACACGAUCGGAGAGAGCGAGAUUAAUGCUGCAACAUCAAUGGCCUCUUUGGUGCGCUUUCCCCGAUUCGACUUUACGAGCACAUACUUCAUGAUCGCUGGAAUCGCUGGCGUGAAUCCCGAAGUCGCAACAAUCUCCUCCGUCACGUAUGCCAGAUAUGCUAUCCAAGUUGCGCUGCAGUACGAGUUCGAUCCUAGAGAGAUUCCAGCCAACUUCUCCACUGGAUACAUACCACUUGGCUCGACGCAGCCUGACCAGUACCCUACGUUGAUCUACGGUACGGAGGUAUUCGAGGUCAACCAGAACUUGCAGAAAAUUGCUGCUGCAUUCUCAAGAAAGGCAACUCUGAACGACAGCGAUGCCGCAAUUGCAUACAGAGCCAACUAUGCUGCUUCCCCUGCGUAUGCUGCGGGAGCUGCUCCGCCAUGUGUCGUUGAAUGCGAUGUCGCCACAUCUGAUGUCUACUACUCAGGAAGCCUUCUAUCCACCGCAUUGGGCAACUUCACCACACUUCUGACCAACGGCUCCGGGAUCUACUGUACCACAGCCCAAGAAGAUAAUGCCACGCUCGAAGUGCUGCUCCGCGCAGCUGUCGACAAGCUGGUCGACUACUCUCGAAUCAUUGUCAUGCGAACCGCCUCCGAUUUCGAUCGUCCAUACCCUGGCGAGGCAGCCACGACGAAUUUAUUCUGGGCCGAUCAGGGUGCUUUCAAGCCUGCAGUCCAAAACAUAUAUCUUGCGGGAAUAAAAGUUGCCGAAGGAAUUUUGGAUGGAUGGGACACGACGUUUUCGGAGGGCGUGAAGGCCUCCAACUACCUUGGUGACAUUUUCGGCACUCUUGGUGGCACACCGGACUUUGGACCUGGUAGCAUUUUCAACGACAAGUGA